Messenger RNA from Pangasianodon hypophthalmus (striped catfish), 3431 nucleotides. RefSeq names its product T-cell leukemia homeobox protein 3. Gene Ontology annotation, molecular function: DNA-binding transcription factor activity, RNA polymerase II-specific; RNA polymerase II cis-regulatory region sequence-specific DNA binding. Gene Ontology annotation, biological process: regulation of transcription by RNA polymerase II; animal organ development. Bases 201 to 1028 code for a protein of 275 amino acids. Gene Ontology annotation, cellular component: nucleus. The transcript is spliced from 3 exons. Lineage: Eukaryota; Metazoa; Chordata; Actinopteri; Siluriformes; Pangasiidae. The record is from RefSeq and is a predicted model, not a curated record.
UUUGACAGGAAUAAGCCCAGCCGAGGAGGGUUCAGUACAGAUGUGACGGAAUAUGUCGGAAUUUCAGAAACAGAACCGAAAGAAAAGCACAAGAGAGGAGAAAAUGGACAGACAGACUCUGAAAUUGAUCUCAGUUACUCUGCGUUUUGCGUGAUUUGGUUUGAUUUCCUCAACCCCCGCUCGGGUUGUAACCGGGGAAUAUGGAAAGCGCGCAAAGUCCGAGACCGGAGCAGUCAUCUAAAGCAAGCCAUGAGCCCAUCCGUUUCGGUAUAGACCGGAUCCUCGGUUCCUCUGAGCGGCAGCAUGGCUCUGAGAGCAGCACGGACAGCCACACCGGGACCACCACUACAUUCACUGCCCUGCUCGCCCCGCUCUCUGCUUUUCCUGGCUCUUUGGAGGACCCGAGCGAGUUCGUGCCGAACAGGACUCUGGGACACCGCGGGGUGAUCCGGGUCCCGGCGCACAGACCGCUUGGAGCCGCCAUAGCGCCGCCUGUGGUGAGCGCAGCUCCGGGCUUCGGGCCGCUUUGCUUCCCCUGGGUGGAUAAUCACCGCAGAUUCACCAAAGACAGACUGCCAGCUCUUCUAGCACUGCCCAUUACUCGGCGCAUUGGUCACCCGUACCAGAACCGCACUCCGCCCAAGCGGAAGAAGCCGCGCACGUCAUUUUCCCGCGUGCAGAUCUGCGAGCUGGAGAAGCGCUUUCACCGGCAGAAGUACCUGGCCAGUGCUGAGCGCGCGGCUCUCGCCAAGAAUCUUAAAAUGACCGACGCUCAGGUCAAAACGUGGUUCCAGAACCGAAGAACUAAAUGGAGGAGACAGACGGCUGAGGAGAGGGAGGCCGAGCGCCAGCAGGCUAAUCGGAUGCUACUGCAGCUGCAGGCUGAUGCCCUCCAGAAGUCUAUCAGUGAGUCAGUGCCUGUAGAUCCUCUGUGUGUGCACAACUCUUCACUGUAUGCCCUGCAGAACCUGCAGCCAUGGGCUCAAGACAAAGCAGGCAAAAUUGCCACCACUACUUCACUGGCCUAAAUUAAUACCGGUGAAAUGCUAAGCCCAUGAGAAGUGACUGUGAUGGUACAACAACUAAACAACUGGGAAUGUGUUGCAAGAUAAGUAAGAUAGGCUUUAUGAGCUUGGUAUCAUAUUGAGUAGAUGACUUUUUUUGAUGAACAUCAAAUAUGCGCAAAGCUGUAGAUAUUUUUGAGGACGUAUUCAGAUUUAUACCACUUCUACAUCCUGGGAGGAGACCACUAUUGAUCAGUAUCAUACCAAAUAUGCAUCAGGAGAAUUUCCUAUACUCCAAAUGCUUUAUAUUAAAUGUAAAGGCUCAUUCACAGUCUUUGAGUUGAUGCUGUUGCACAACAAUCUUCAAAACUCAAUACUCAGACAUGUGCAAUCUGAAAGGUGGCUUAUUUGUGUGUGUAUACUCCACAGUAACCUCCCAGGAGUCAAACAUGAAAUAACACUGCAGUGGGAAUUGUGAAUGUAAAAUAACACAAUCAUGGUUUAUGAUUAUAAGACAUUUUUACUUCUUUUACAACAUGUUUUCUUUUCAUGAUGGACAGAAAGGAAAAUCUGUGGCUGCAAAUCCAAACGUUAUUCAAAACAAACAAAAGGUAAUAUCUGAACAUCCAGGCAAAAACACAUUAUUGUUGUCAUCAUCAUUUUUUUCUCCAUUUUCUAAGUCCUGUCCCAGCUGAUGUUCCAGUGUUGUUGGCACAGAUAUAGACUGUGGAAUAUCUGAUUAUAUGUUUGACUUUUUAUAUAAAUGAGUAUAGUGUACAUUUCUACUCAUCGCCAGUGACUGUGUUGUUGAAAAUGAAGUUUACUAUUCUUCUGAAUUUCCUAUGUUUACUUGCUUUGCGACUAAUAGUACUGAACUGUGUCUUGGGCUUCUACAUAGUGUUUUGGGCCAAACUACAGCAUAUAUCAUGGCCCAGUUUCUUUGCCACUACAAGACAGAAAGUUGCCAUGUUGUAAUCCUGGAUUUAAAGCCCAGUAAUUAACAUGAUCCUUGUAAAUCACAAACACUUUGCAUAGGAAUACGCUUGAGACAAAUUGAAGUUCCGCCUUUAAUGGGAAUACUCCAGUGUUUCCUCUCUCAAUGUACUGCAUCUGUAGCGUAUGUGUGAUUACCACUGCCAAGAAUUUGGAUUGUGUGAUUACCACAAGAAUGUGUGAUUACCACUGACAAGAAGUUUCCCUGUACUGUGAAAAUAAAAAUAAAAUUUAAAAAAAAAUUUUGAACUAAAAACUCAAAGUCUAAGGGCCUUUGUUGGGGCAUCAAUAAACAUUAGUAUUUCUACUAAUUUUUAUAGAACAUUUUUAAUGUAUUAUUCAGUCAAAGGAAUUUGUAAAUUACUAAUGAAUUGCUUUAAAUGAAAUAUUUUGAAAUGAAUCAUAAAUGAUUAUGCAUGUAUACCAAAAUAGAAAAAUACCUUUUAAUGUAUUGCUCCAGUGUAGUUUUGAAUUUGCAUUACUUUAAAAGUUUCCUGACUGAAAUGAACAACUGCCUUCUAUUAUAAGCGAGGUUUAGGUCUCCAUGUUUUCCGUUCUUUAUUAAGUGCAGAGUAACACAUCCAAUUCGUUAUCUGCGGUAAUCACACAUACACUACAAACCCUGUGGAUAGAGAUUAUGUUGAUAAGUGCGGUCUUACUUUAUAUUAAGUGUCUUUAAUAUCUGUGUAGCUAUAUGUAAACUACACAGGCAACUAUAUACCUAGUAAGAAUGUCUGCUCUGUAACAAACAGUUUACUGAUGUAAAUACAUAAAUGCACAUGACUUCAGUUUUGGCCCAAACAGGACAUUCUCUGUCUCUCUCUCACUGAAAGUGUAACGGGGGUAAUAACUUUUGUAUGAACUGCUGGUAUUUUGAAAGUGUAACAAUAUAAUAGCAUAAAGGUAUGUAAUUACUGCAAAUUACAGAUUGGUGUUAAUCCGUCUGAUUUGCUGGGAUGGCAUGUGACAAGACAAAUAUACCACAGAAAUUAUAUAAAAGUUAGACUUUAACUUUUGUUAAGAUGCAUACUUGCAUAAGAUUUACUUCUGCAAUACAUCAGUAACAGUGCAUACAUUCACAGUAAUUACAUUAUAGCUGCCUGUAUCAUUAUUAUACACAUUAUUAUAGGCACUUAAUAUAAAGUGGGAGCAAAUAUGCUGGAAUAUUCCUUUGUAUACAAACACUUUGUAUCUGUUUUCUUAAUGAAGGGCCAAAUCCUCUAUGUUGGUAAGUUUCCUGUCAUAGACUAAGCCUGGUCUUAGACUAAAUGUCAGUGUUAUUUAAAGCCUUUUUAGUCCUAGAUUAGGAUUACUUUAUGUCUGAAACACUAGGGCUAUAUCCUAUUUCUUUCUAAACAUAAUGGAAAAUGUCUAUAAUAAAAUAUACAAAACUUCGUUAUGUAAAUAAUAUUGAACAUUAUAUACUAUGAAGAU